AUGGUUUGGGGUCUAUUUCCCGUCGACCCACUUCCAGGUGAAGAUAAAUAUUAUUUUUUCAGUCAAGGAACAUACAAAGUGGGUAGAAAAGGUUGUGAUAUAAUUGUAAACAAAGAUAAAGGAGUUUCAAGGAUCCAUGCUGAAAUUAUCAUAGAUGAAAUGAUAUCUGUAGAUCUUUCACACAAGAAAUCUUCAAAUAAUUCCUCUAAAGUCAGGAUCCGAGACUGCUCUAAGUAUGGAACAUUCAUCAACAAGAAUAUGAGUUCAAAGGAAAAAGUUCACGAGUUUCCACAUAAAGAAACCAUGCUGAAGGAUGGAGACAUGGUAUCUUUUGGAACUGGUAAUGCAACAUACAGGUUUUGUUUUGUUCCCUUCAUAUUUUUCAUGUGCUCAUCUAAGCGUACGGAAGUGAAUCAACUGCAAGACAAGAUAUCUUCAAUUGGUGCUAGUUUGACUCAUACGUGGACAUUGCAGUGUACACAUGUUCUUGUUGAUGACUUCAGUUCUAUUACUUGUGAGGCCAUUGAUUCUAUAAUGGCUAAAGUAGCCCUGGUCCGAUGUGAUUGGGUUGAGUUUAUUGCAGGAAAAGGUAUAUGCACUGAAGUUCCAAGCUCCACCUCUUAUGCUCCAACUUUGAUGUUGGAAGGGCUGUCAAUCAAAGUUACAGAUCCUCAAUCUCGAGAACAUUGUUUGAGAGGAUAUACCUUUUUGUUGGAACCAUUACACAAGUAUAAAUAUCAGGACAGGUUGCCUUUAUUGUUGGAUGUUGGUGGUGCAAAAGUUAUUUAUGUUGAAGCUCUAGAGCCUGAGAGCCAAGGCUUAGAAGGUGGAGACAACCAUGUAGUGCGUGUAAUCCCAACUGGAUUGCCAAGUAGCACUGAGUGUUGUCGUAAAUUUAGUUAUCUGCCAAAGUUGAAUGAGAUGGAUUUGAUUUCAGCUGUUUUAUCUGGACAUCUGGAUGAUUCUAUUAUUGUAUCAGCACCUGUGCUGGUCACCUCUUCGUGCUCCACCGACGAAACCGUGGUAGCAGAUUCUGAUGUCGACAUGGAAACUGCCACAUCGAUUCAUGCAUCAGCUGCAGUUUGUGCAAUGGAGUCUGCUGAACGUGAAAGCAAACAAGAGAGAAAUAUCCACAAGGCUGAAUCUGCUGAAAAUUAUUGCAGAGCAGAAAGUAUCGUCAACGUUAUAGAUUCUAUUGAUCAGGACAAUAAAGGGGAUACAGCUAUGAGCACAAUCAAAACCAUUAAACAUGAUAUUGAUAGCCAAGGAUUUAUACCUUCUAAUCGUGCUGCUCUUGAGCCCAAUAGCUUUAAUUGCACCGACAAUAAAAUGUCAAGAAAAGAUAGUAUUGACAUAUCUGAAAGUGGGAAGCUGGAUAUUAUAUACAGCCAAGACCUAAUAGUGAGAGAUUCUAAGUUACCAGCUCCUGGCCAUUCUUCAACAAGUAGUGCGGUCACAAAUUUCAAACUCUUCAGGAAGAUGAGGACUCCGUCAGGCAAUAGCUUCCACAACCUUAUCCCAUUUUCGAAGUAUCCAUACGAAGAAUCUGACUAUGGAAAUGAGGAUGUUGCUGAAUCUGUAAAGGAAGAGAAAAAGCGGAAACAAAUGGAAGCUAUAGCAGAGGACUUGUUCAAUACAGAGAAGGGGAGACGACGUGCUGCUGGACCUCUAUAUGGAAUUUUUGCUCGUCGCUAA
This is a messenger RNA of Fraxinus pennsylvanica, 1695 nucleotides long. NCBI's taxonomy places the organism in Eukaryota, Viridiplantae, Streptophyta, Magnoliopsida, Lamiales, Oleaceae. The record is from the annotation of a GenBank genome assembly.